CAGCACGUUCUGCGGGGCCCACGCGGUGCCGGAAGGAAAGACGGCGGAAGAGGCGGUGCGUGACGUCGUUGAAGCGCAAUUACCCGCAGUCAUGCAGGAGCGUGCCGAGGGGAGGAAUGAUGUGCAGAAUAUAGACGUCUUUUGCGAAAUUGGCGCCUUUGACCAUGACCAGUCGCGGCGUGUGUUGGAGGCCGGAAGAAAAUCAGGGCUAAUGAUUAAUUUUCACGGCGACGAACUGUCAUACGUCGCGUCGGGUGAGCUUGCCGGCGAGCUUGAGGCACAGGCGGUUUCCCACCUGGAGCACGUUAGCGACGAGGGCAUUGCUUGCAUGAGCAAAAGGCCGACCUUUGCCGUGUUGCUCCCCAUGACGGCAUAUGUCCUUCGCAUUGCCCCACCGCCUGCUCGUAAACUUAUUGAUGGCCACGUCCCUGUGGCUCUCGGCAGCGAUUUCUGCCCCAAUGCACACUCCUUGUCUAUGCCACACACGAUGAAUGUGUCGUGUGUGUUGAUGCACAUGACGGUGGAGGAGGCACUUGUUGCUGCGACAAUUAACGCGGCGGGCAGUUUGAACAUGAGUGAUCGCUGCGGCAGCCUUGAAGUGGGCAAGUGGGCCGAUGUCGUUCUGCUGCAUGCCCCACGAUGGGAGCAUGUCGUGUACCAGAUGGUUGAUCCCCCGAUUGAGGCGGUGUACAAGAAGGGCAGGCUUGUGUACAGCAAGAAGCUGCCUUGA
This is a messenger RNA of Trypanosoma cruzi, 730 nucleotides long. RefSeq names its product imidazolonepropienase, putative. The record is from RefSeq and is a predicted model, not a curated record. Gene Ontology annotation, cellular component: cytoplasm. The annotation marks the transcript as partial. NCBI's taxonomy places the organism in Eukaryota, Euglenozoa, Kinetoplastea, Trypanosomatida, Trypanosomatidae. The transcript has a single exon. Gene Ontology annotation, molecular function: imidazolonepropionase activity.